GCUCCAACUGCAACUCAUGCCAUUUAUGGCCCUCAACUCCGUCGACCCUUCUACUCCUCCGCAAAUGCGAGACUCAGAACGACGUGAAUCAAAUCCACGCCAGAAUCAUCAAAACCGGUCAGUUCAAAGAUUCUUCCCUCGUAACCAAAAUUAUUCUCAAUUCAAUUUCUUCCCCCCACAGACCGCUUGUUGAAUUCGCUCGCUACGUCUUCUUCACUCGCUAUGCUGUUCAAAGAAUUCGUCGGAAUCAUCUUGUUGACGAUCCCUUUCUAUGGAAUGCUGUAAUCAAAUCGUAUUCGCACGGGAAUUAUCCUAUUCGAGCUCUGGUAUUGUUCUGUAUGAUGCUUGAGAAUGGAUUUUGUGUUGAUAAGUUUUCGUUUUCUUUGAUUCUCAAAGCAUGUGCUCGGGUGGGUUUGGUUGAGCAAGGGAAGCAGAUUCAUGGGUUUUUAAUGAAGUUAGAAAUUGGUUCGAAUUUGUUUCUUCUUAAUUGUUUGAUUACGUUGUAUAUACGAUGUGGGGAAAUUGAGGUUGCACGGCAGGUGUUCGACAGAAUGCCAAUGCAGGACUCUGUUUCUUAUAACUCGAUGAUUGAUGGUUAUGUGAAGUGUGGAUUGGUUGAUUUGGCCCGUGAAUUGUUUGAUUCUAUGCCGUUGAAGGAGAAGAAUUUGAUCUCUUGGAACUCAAUGAUUGGUGGGUUUGCACAAACGAAAGAUGGUGUUGAGUUAGCACUAGAACUGUUUGAGAAAAUGCCUGAGAGAGACUUGGUUUCUUGGAACACAAUUAUUGGUGGAUUUGCUAAAUGCGGGCGCAUGGAAUUUGCGCAUCAUUUGUUCGAUCGAAUGCCGAAAAGGGAUGUAAUUAGUUGGUCUAACAUGAUCGAUGGUUAUGCGAAGUUGGGUGACAUUGAGGUUGCAAGGAACCUGUUCGAUGAAAUGCCUGCGAAAGAUGUGGUUGCUUAUAAUGCCAUGAUGGCUGGCUAUGCUCAGAAUGGUUAUUACACAGAAGCAUUAGAAAUAUUUUAUACGAUGCAGCGACAAAGAAACUUAUCUCCCGAAGAAACGACGUUGGCGAUUGCGUUUUCAGCUGUUUCUCAGUUGGGACACGUCGAGAAGGCUGAGAGUAUGCAUAGCUAUUUAGUAGAAAAUGGUUUUUCAUUGAUGGGGAAGGUUGGUGUUGGUCUUAUUGACAUGUAUUCUAAAUGUGGUAGCAUCGAGAAUGCCAUGUCGAUAUUCAGAGGCAUCGAUGAGAAGGGUAUCGACCAUUGGAAUGCUAUGAUCAGUGGAAUGGCGAGAAACGGUUUGGGUGAGUUAGCCUUCAAGAUGCUGAUGGAGAUGCAGAGGCUUUCCGUGAUUCCAGAUGAUAUCACUUUCAUCGGCGUGUUGAAUGCUUGCGCGCAUGCCGGGCUGGUUAAAGAGGGGACGAUUUGUUUCGAGUUGAUGAGAAAAGUACACAAGUUAGAGCCAAAGCUACAACAUUAUGGAUGCAUGGUUGACAUCCUUGGCAAAGCAGGGCUUAUAGAAAGAGCAUUGAAAUUCAUAGAAGAGAUGCCCAUUGAGCCAAAUGAUAUCAUAUGGAGGACUUUGCUUAGUGCUUGUCAAAACCAUGAAUAUUUUACCAUUGGAGAACCCAUUGCCAAACAUCUUAUGAGGACGGAUUCUUGUAACUCGAGUUCAUACGUUCUUCUUUCGAAUAUUUACACACGUCUCGGCCUGUGGAGCGCUGCGAGCAAGGUACGAACAAUGAUGAAAAAGAGGAAGUUAACUAAAACUCCUGGCUGCAGUUGGAUUGAACUUAAGGGAGUAGUUCAUGAGUUCCUGGCUCAUGAUAAAUCUCAUCCCCUUGUUACUGAAAUAUACUUUGUUUUGGAUGGUUGUGAAACAUCAAAUUUGCAGGAUAUUGACGGUAAAACUGUAAAAAAAGGUUCUCGGACUGAAUAAUUCAUUUGAACUUACCAUUUUUGUUUU
This is a messenger RNA of Cucurbita moschata (crookneck pumpkin), 1964 nucleotides long. Its product is annotated as pentatricopeptide repeat-containing protein At2g45350, chloroplastic. NCBI's taxonomy places the organism in Eukaryota, Viridiplantae, Streptophyta, Magnoliopsida, Cucurbitales, Cucurbitaceae. Gene Ontology annotation, biological process: RNA modification. The transcript is spliced from 2 exons. The record is from RefSeq and is a predicted model, not a curated record. Gene Ontology annotation, molecular function: RNA binding; protein binding. The coding region runs from base 339 to 1937 and encodes 532 amino acids.